Molecule: messenger RNA, 2621 nt
Organism: Lolium perenne
Lineage: Eukaryota; Viridiplantae; Streptophyta; Magnoliopsida; Poales; Poaceae
Biological process (GO): sesquiterpene biosynthetic process
Molecular function (GO): cyclase activity
Source: RefSeq, a predicted model, not a curated record
CGCCGCCGUCAACCCCUGUGCACUCGAUCUCUCUCGCGCAGCGCAGGCACGGCGAGAAUGACUCGGUCUGGGACUUUGAAGUUCCAUCCAUGACGUAGGAGUAGACCCCACACUAACUAGGCAUGUAAUGUAUCGCCAUGACGCCAUGCCCCCAAGCUUGACCGGCUGACUUGUUCCAUCGGGCCGGCGCAACAAGCACUUUUCUUUUCGAGAUUGAGCAAGCAAUUGUUCAAGUCCCGUCUAAGUGAUGCACUAGUGAUGUGUCAAUAGUCAAGACUGACUGCUCGAGUAGAAGCUUACAGCGAUGUUCCGGCGAACCCGAAGUCCUUCGCUCACAAGGAAAGAUUUUGUUCCGGUUGUUUGAGUCAAAUACCCACCCCCGUAGUUGGUGCCGUUCGUCAAGAUCCGGGGUCUACCUGCCGGCCUGCCGGCUGCCGCUUUCCCCUAUUUCAGCUCCUCUGCAGCACUAGUUCUGUAGCUCAUCACAACUUCAGAAUCCCGUGGUUCCCCCCUUUAUUCAAUUAAUCAACUGUACUCCACCUAGGAUUCUCGGAGCCUGGUGUGCUCUGAAUUCGGUUGAUCAAUUGAGCAGCUUUUCGUCCAGUUCCUGCGGGCUGGAGAUUUGCUUUGAUUGGUGUCUCCUCUCCAUCUGAGAGCAGAAUGCUGCAAUUCCUUUGAGCCACAGCUGAAGAUCAUCAUCCUCUGUCCUUAGGCAGCCAAAAGUACAAAAUUCAGUCAGACAUAACAAAAUGAGUCACAAUAUUACCGAGGAUGAUAUAGAAGACGCACCAUGUUCAGAUGCAAAUUCACCAAUUUUGACUGAAUAUCACAUCACAGUUCCUGCUCUACAUGAUGGAUUAAUGCAAAGGGAAGAUCAUCAUGAGAGACGGCUUCUGGAUUUCCUCAAAGCAACUCCUUCAGUGCAAUGGCUAAAGGAAAUCAACCUUUGUGCGCCACUGGGAAGUUUUAAGCUACCAUCGAUCGGCAUCCACCGCUAUCUCCAUGUUCACUUCGUCAGAAGAAUCGAGUGGAGCUCACUCUUCACCAUUUGCAAGAACCAUCUCAAGCAUCCUCUGAACAUUGCUCUUCUCAUAUGGCUGCUCUGUGUUGCUGCUGCUGGUGCCAUGUUAGGACUGCUCCUGCUAGGAUUGUUGAACGAGGCAUUUCCUUCCAAGGACUUGAGAGACCACUGGAUAGAGAUCGACAACCAAAUCCUCAACGCCCUCUUCACUCUCAUGAGCAUAUACCAGCAUCCCAGCUUCAUCCACCACCUUGUUCUCCUCUGCCGGUGGAGGCCAGAGGACGUCGCCGACCUUAGAAAGGUUUACUGCAAGAAUGGCACCCAGCGGCCUAAUGAGCGAGCACACAUAUCCUUCGUGGUGGCCCUCCUCCACAUCACUUGCAUCUCUCAGUACGUUGACUGUAGCCUGUACUGGGGCUUCCCCAGCAGAUCACGUUCCGAGUUCGCCGAUAACUUCUUCUUCAUCCUCGGAGUCGCUGCGCCUGUUGUUGCGGGAGUGUACACCGUGUACAGCCCUCUAGGCAGAGACGUCGACGAUGCUGCCUCCUGUGAAGAAACCAAGCAUCCUUACACAACAGAAGUCGAAACGGCUGAAGCAAGAACAGUGGUCGGCAACCCGAUGUGGGCAGGGGAGCUGCUCGACUGCAGCGAGGAUCCCACGGCGUGCUACCUAUCGUUCUUGUGCACAUUCUGCGUGUUCGGCUGGAACAUGGAGCGGCUCGGGCUGGGCAACAUGUACGUGCACACCGUCAUGUUCCUGCUACUGUGCGUCGCGCCGUUCUGGGUGUUCAACAUCACGGCACUCAACAUUCACGACUACGUGCUCAGCGACGCCUUUGGUGCUGCAGGGAUCGUCCUGUGCUUCUUUGGGCUUCUGUACGGGGGUUUCUGGAGGAUCCAGAUGAGGAAGAAGCUCGGGCUGCCCAGAAGCAGGUGGUGCUGCGGCUCAGCGUCACUGACGGACUAUGUGCAGUGGCUGUUCUGCUGGCCAUGCGCGCUCGCACAGGAGGUCCGCACGGCGAACCUGUACAACGUGGAGGAUGGUAGUUUCUACAGGAAACUGGUGGACGGUGGUGAUCCAGAGAGUGGACCGGCAUCGAUGGUUGCGCCAGAAGUGCCAGUCUCGUUUGGAGUGCGAGAGGGGAACCACGUUGUUAUCAAACUGGCGAUGGAAGGCGAAAUGAUACCACCCGUCCAACCGGUGGUAGAGUCUGGACGGCAGAGGCAAGCUGGUGAUGAAGAAAUUGUGGCAAAUGGUAGCAGCCAGCUAAAAAGUUGACCCACAGCUGUUGGAUGGUGACUGAUGUUGUAUAGUAUGCGGAAGCUGACGAAUAGAUCUUCCUUUUUGGGAUUGAUGUCAUCAUUUGACAUUCUUAUGCUCUUGGUUUGUCAUGUUCUCUUUUAGGACUGUAGGUCGUUAGUCAUUAGUUAGUCCAUUUCUGAUCAGGUCAGCUACUGGAACACUGUAACAGGUGUCAUCUACUCAUCUUUUCGUGUUCCUUUUUAUAAGAGAAAAAAAAGCCUCAUAUGAUUACUAUGAGGCUCUUACUAUGAUAAUUAUGAAAUAUUAAAUCACCAUGUUGAUGCCAGAAAGUAAGAA